Apus apus (common swift) is the source of this 6952-nucleotide messenger RNA. RefSeq names its product unk zinc finger (gene UNK). The record is from RefSeq and is a predicted model, not a curated record. NCBI's taxonomy places the organism in Eukaryota, Metazoa, Chordata, Aves, Apodiformes, Apodidae. Bases 44 to 2521 code for a protein of 825 amino acids. Gene Ontology annotation, biological process: cell morphogenesis involved in neuron differentiation. The transcript has 17 exons. Gene Ontology annotation, molecular function: metal ion binding; mRNA CDS binding.
UCCGGGACGGUAGCGGCGGCGGCGGCAGCGGCAAGCAGGAGGCAUGUCCAAGGGCCCGGUGGCGAGCGGCCCCGCCGCGGCCGGGCCGGCGAGCGCCGCCAGCGCGCUGCAGGCGCAGCCCGAGAAGCCGCAGCACUACACUUACCUGAAGGAAUUCCGCACGGAGCAGUGCCCUCUUUUUGUGCAGCACAAGUGCACCCAGCACCGGCCCUACACUUGUUUCCACUGGCACUUUGUCAACCAGCGCCGCCGCAGGUCCAUCCGCCGCCGGGACGGGACCUUCAACUACAGCCCUGACAUCUACUGUACCAAGUAUGAUGAGACCACGGGAAUCUGCCCAGAAGGAGAUGAAUGUCCCUUCUUGCAUAGAACUACUGGGGACACAGAGAGGAGGUAUCACUUGCGCUACUACAAAACUGGAAUCUGCAUUCAUGAGACAGACUCCAAGGGAAACUGCACCAAGAACGGGGUGCACUGCGCGUUCGCUCACGGGCCCCACGACCUGCGCUCCCCGGUGUACGACAUCAGGGAGCUUCAGGCGAUGGAGGCUUUGCAGAAUGGUCAGACUACAUCAGAAGGUGGCAUAGAGGGUCAGUCUGCAGUUGCUGCUAGCCAUGCUAUGAUAGAGAAAAUACUCAGUGAGGAGCCAAGGUGGCAAGAUACUACGUAUGUGUUGGGAAAUUACAAGACAGAGCAGUGUAAGAAGCCCCCCCGUCUCUGCCGCCAGGGUUAUGCCUGUCCCUACUACCACAAUAGCAAAGACAGAAGAAGAAGCCCAAGAAAACACAAAUACAGAUCUUCACCAUGUCCCAGUGUGAAACAUGGAGAUGAGUGGGGAGAUCCCAGUAAGUGUGAAAAUGGAGACUCAUGCCAAUACUGCCACACUCGCACAGAACAGCAGUUCCACCCAGAGAUCUACAAAUCCACCAAAUGCAAUGAUAUGCAGCAGUCUGGCAGCUGUCCCCGAGGACCCUUCUGUGCCUUUGCACAUGUAGAACAGCCUGCUCUCAGUGAAGAUUUACAGCAAUCCUCAGCUGUCUCGAGCCCGACGCAGACAGGCCCUGUGAUGUACAUGCCCUCGGCAGCUGGUGAUUCUGUUCCAGUCAGCCCCUCCAGUCCACAUGCCCCAGACCUUAGCAAUGUGUGGAAUAAAUCAGGAACUCUGCCAACUAGCCCCACCUCCACCACAAUUCUUUGUAGGAACAGCAGCCUCGGAAGCCCAUCUAAUAUAUGUGGGUCUCCUCCUGGUGCCAUUGGGAAGCCCCACAGCUUGGAGACCAUUGGUUUUCCUCCAGACUCAGUAACAGCAGCCAGCAGCUACAAGAAAGCACCGGGGUUUGAGCGAGAAGAUCAGGUGGGGGCCGAGUAUUUGAAGAGUUUCAAAUGCCAGCAAGCAAAAAUGAAGUCCCACUCCCUGGAACACAGGAGCCAGGAGCAACCUUUGUUACAGCCCAAACAGGACAUACUGGGUAUUCUCCCAGUGGGGAGCCCACUGACAUCCAGCAUCUCCUCUAGUAUCACCUCCAGUCUGGCUGCAACUCCACCAAGCCCUGCUGGCACCAGCAGCAUACCAGGCAUGAAUGCCAAUGCCCUUCCUUUCUACCCAACCAGUGACACCGUUGAGUCUGUCAUAGAGUCUGCCUUGGAUGACCUGGACCUGAAUGAAUUCGGAGUGGCUGCCCUGGAGAAGACAUUUGACAGCAGCACAGUGCCCCACACGAGUGGCAUCAUGAUAGGUGGGAGUUUGCUGCAAAGUUCUGCUCCUGUAAAUAUCCCCGGGUCCCUUGGAAGCUCAGCCUCCUUUCACUCUGCCUCUCCUUCUCCACCGGUCAGCCUCUCAUCGCAUUUCCUUCAUCAGCCCCAGGGACACUUAAGCCAAUCAGAAAACACAUUCCUGGGGACAUCAGCUUCUCAUGGAUCAUUAGGUUUAAAUGGGAUGAACAACAGCAUAUGGGAGCACUUUGCUUCAGGGAGUUUUUCGCCCAGUACCUCACCUGCAUUUCUGUCAGGUCCAGGUGCUGCGGAGCUGGCACGGCUACGGCAAGAGCUGGAUGAAGCCAACGGCACAAUAAAGCAGUGGGAAGAGUCCUGGAAACAAGCCAAACAGGCUUGUGAUGCUUGGAAAAAGGAGGCAGAGGAAGCAAACGAUCGUGCCAACACAGCUAACAUGGAAUGUGAACUGGCCCGGGAGCAGAGGGAAGCCCUGGAGCUGCAAGUGAAGAAACUGCAGGAGGAGCUGGAGAGGAUCCACACAGGCCAGGACCCUCAGUUUCUGCGCUCCUUCUCUGACCUGGAAACUCUGUCUCUCUCUUCCCUUUAUACCCUUCAGAAGCAGUUGCGGGCAAACCUGGAGAAAGUGGACAAGGCGGUAUUUCAGAUGCAGUCAGUGAAAUGCCUUAAGUGUCAGGAGGAGAACCGGGUGGUGUUACCGUGCCAACACGCGGUGCUGUGCGAGACCUGCGCCGAGCAGGGGGAGUGCCCCAUCUGCCAGCCCAACAGGCCCCUCUCCCUCCAGUCGUGACCUUCCAAGGACACUUCUUCUAAUCAUAUCGUAUAGAACUUUUUAACUUUAUACAUACGUACAUAUAUAUGUAUGUGUACAUAUAUAUAUGUAUGUGUAGAUAUAUAUAUGUAUAUACGUGUGCGUAUGUGCGUGGCUGUGUAUGUGUUUCUACAUGCACACACAUGCACAUACACACAUAAAACAAAAAUUAGUUGCAGAGCACUUUUUAAUAUUUUACAUCCCGUAUCUAAACUGCCCCUCACCCGUCUCCCACUAAUUCUAACUCUUGAGGAACUUUGAGAGCUGUUUUUAAUACAGAUCAAAGGGCCAUUUGCAAAGAGUCUUCUGUUUCUCCUCUUUUCUAUUUAGGUGAUAACAAAUUUUUGACUAUUUCCAGAAGGAUUUAGAGUGGGCAAGAGGGGCUUCCAUGUGCUUUCCAGAGGAAGAGUUGAGAUCACAGGGAGGAUCGAGGUGGAUUGCAAUGACUUGUUGAUGUCUUCAGUCUCCCUGCUCUCUCCCUGACCCAGCCUGGUUAACACUGUCCUCCCUGAUGGGAGCUCCACUGGGUGCCUGCCUGGUGGGCUUCACGUUGCCCAUCUCUGAAUGUGCAGGAACUUUGUCUGUCAUUUAAUCAGCAAAGUUCACUUUUUAAAUUUUUUUUACGCUCUUUGUAUAUUUAUAUGAAAAGAAGAAAAGAUGCGGAAAAAAAAAAAUAAAAUCACAAUUAUUGGACCUAGAGCAAGCCAAGCCCCAAAAUUUAGUGACUGGUGUUCAUUGCUGAUACAGCUAAUGUGUUUCAGGUCUGAGCAGCCUUAGAAGUAUUGCCCUUGAGUCAGCUAAAGCCCUUUAGGAAAGAAAUACGGAUGCAGAGGUUGGUUCUCUCCAGGCAGCCUUUGUCUGGUGGCUGCCCAGAAGCUCUUUACUGUUUCAGACCAGAUCAAUUUUGGUUUAACCACAGGGACCUGGUUCAUAGUCACUGCUGAAAUGCAUGAAACAGUUCCAGGUAGUUUGAGGAUGAUUUUGUUGAACAGAGUAGAUGUUUCCUGUGUCAGCACCUCAAGGAUGGCUUGUGGACUUCUAGAUCCAGAAGCCUUUGAGCUAGAGCCUCACAUGUGCCCGUGGUGACACAAAGUUCAGUGUGACAAAGAAAUGCCACCAGCUUAGACCAGUAGCUGAGCUGUCCUGUGACCUCCUUAACCAGUGUGCCCACUGGAUUUUUUACAUCAGGUGGAUUGCAGUAACCUGCUGGGAUCUCAACCAAAAGGCCUCUCAGUUGACUAAACAGUUUUAUUUUGCAUGGGAAUGCUGCCUGUGCCACCCUUCCCUGACCUGGAAAAGCACUGGAACCUCCAGCAGCCCACUGGUGUAGGAAAACUGAAUUCUCACCAGAGCCUCUCAGAAAGCUUCAUAUUUAAUGCAGAGACAUAAUUAGGUUUGCUUCCAUAAUUCCACCCUUCCUUUACAUGGAAGGGAUUAAUAUGCAUUCCCAGAUGAUCUCUUAAGUGCAGCUCUGUGUAGUUCUUUUUUAUGUUUUUCCCAUUAACUUUGUUUUGGGUUUUUUUGGUAAAAAUGCUCUUUUUUUUUUUUUUCCAUGUGUAUUUUAUUGUAACUAGCAUCAGUUUUUUUAAUAUUUUUUUUUUCUAUGGAGAGACACUGUUGAGUGACUAUUGUGGCUAUGUUGUUUGGUUAUAGCCUUUGAAUGUCUGUGCCAUGGGGCAGCACAUCUGCCUUGGUCUGAUCUUAAGGAAAGACCUUUUAUUAAAAUACGUGAACGUUUCUUUUUUUAGGAAAAAUAAAAAGGAAAAAAAAAAAAAAUAAAAAGAAGUUGGGGGAAGAGGAAAAAGCCCAAUUAAGAGAAAAAAAAUUGCUAAAAAGCUUUUGUAACUAACUUAAAUCAUAGGAAAUAAACUCUUCAAUCAGGUCUUUAAUAUUUAUAAGAACCAGAGCUGAUCAGCCUGUUUUGGCUAUUGGUUUGUAACACUUUUUAUUACCAGGGUGGUUUAUCUGCUCCCCAGCCUCCCUGUGGGGCUGUUGAGGGUGAUGCUGCCUGUGGCCAGCCCUCUUUUUCCAGACCUGCCCAGCACACCCAGCUGCAUGACUGCAUCCCAUUCCCACAGGGGCUCUUCACUUUGUCCCCUCUCCUCAGCUGGAAUUGUCCCCUGGUGCCAGCUCUGGCUGCCUCAGUGGGACUUCAGUGGGGUCGUGCUGCAGGGCUGCCUGGCAAGGGGGAAGAGAGAUUUGCCCCCAGUUUCUGGGGUGGGGGGAGGGGGCACACUGCUUAGGCAGGGGGUACAAGGAAAAUUCCAGGCCAGAGAAAACAUGUUUGGUUUGUUGUUUUGUUUUUUUUUCCUUUUGAGUAAAACAGUUUCUCUGUUUUAAAACUUCUACUGAAGGACCAAAGAAUUCAAAACUUCCCCCCCCCCCCUCCCCUUUCUGGCCUUUACAAUUUAACUUUCCAUUGCCACACUGCACUCAUGGCAGAACAGCCUGAAGGAAUUAGCACUAGCCCUGGGAUGUCAAGUCCCCUUCCCUGCCCCCAGCCCAACUUUUCUCAGCACUCUCUUUGCACAAGCACAUAGACUCUUUCUCUCUUUUCUCUGGGUCUUUAAGAAACACUUCCUAAAUUUAGGUUUCUAUUAAUUUGUUUGCUGCUUUCAAAACAAAAACAGAAAUAAUUUGAAAUGUGAAUUAUUUUCUUAAGCAUCAGAUGGAAAAGGGAACUUCAUCUUGGAGUAUUUUGUGAGUAUUUGGGGGGGGGCCACUUUAUGUGACAAUUUCAUAACUGAGUGAGGUGAGAGCAGAGGGAAAGGGCAGCAUUUCUGCCCCACUCCAGCACUUGUUCCUGCCUGAGGCAGGAGGGAUGACCCAUAAUCACAGCACUGUGUUUCAGGCUAAAGAGUCUGUGGUCAGCUUCUAUAUGGUGUUAAAAAAAAAUAAUAGGAGAGUCUUGUUGAGAUAAACCUGGUGCUAAUGUGUACAGCCCCUGUAACCUACUGUCCUGCUUCCUUCUGAAGCAGGAACUCCCUUUUACAGGACACACAGAAACACAUCAGAACUAAGGGGGCUUUUUUUUCUUUUUGGCUGAGUCACAUUUCAAAAUGAUAUUUUCAUCCAGAAGGCUUCUCUGAGCAGCCCAGCUGGCUGUCACUGAACUGCUGUGAACAUGCCUGGGUCCUGCCUCUUUGUGCAGACUCCUCAUUGGAUAAUGACAUUUUUCCUCCCCCAGUUUAUUUGUUGAGCUUUGGAUGCAUUCACCUCGGUGACUGUUGGUGCAGGUUGGAAAGUUCUGAGCUAAGGAGCUGGGGGAAGGGAGUCUUAAUUGUGUUGUGAAAACCACAGGAUCUUAAAAGGUCAAGAAACUUUGACAUUAUUAUGGAAAAACAAUAUAGAAGCAGAUGUCUUAAGACAACACUGUCCUGGGUAGGUAGAUACCAAAAAGCAAGGCUAGAGCUGUAGAUGACAGGCCAGGAGCUGAAGAAUUUUGGCAUUGCUUUGGGCUAAGCAGGACCACGUUUAGAUCAUCUCCAGCCUUAGGUCACGUAGCCACGUGCCAACUGUGGCACAGGAGGGAUGGGGGGAAAAGUCUGGGAGCAGGAGCAAAACCUUUUCCUUGAGCAGACCCCGCCCCCCCAGAGGGGCUCACUGCAGCUGAACCCUGCCCAAGGGUUUGACACUUCCCGUACAUCUCUGAAGCUGAACCUGAGCCACUUGGCAAGGCUUGUGCAGCUGAGACAACGAGGAGAAGUCCUUCCCCUGUGAGGAAGCCCCUAAAUGCUGAACAGAUUCAUUGCUGUGCCACCAGCCUCCAAACCUCUUUUUCUCCUUCCCCCACCCUAAGAAGGAAGAAUAUUAUCAGUGGUUUUAUUUUUCCUCCAGAAUUAUAAGAAUCCUUGGAGCAACGGCCAACAGCAAAAUAGAUGUUACUGAUGUAAAAUCUAGUAUUUUAAAGGUGAAAUAUUCCUGCAAACCAGUGACUGCAUCGGAGAGGUUUCUGGGGCUUCCCCCCACUCCGUGGCUUCCACUGUUAAAAGAAAGACAAUAUACUUUAAAAAAAAAAUAUAAUAACACACUGCAGUAUUUCUGGUGGCAAUUCUUGGCCAGUCCCUUCCCUGCUCUCCCCCAGGAGGAAGGGCACUGGGCAGAAGAGCCCCCUAGUCCGUGUAGAAGUUGGCAGAAUGGUGAUGAUGGUGUGUAAAACGUGUUGUUGAUUCCAUGUAUAGAACUGUGAUUUCAGCUGUCGUUCUCUCGUGCUCUGUAAAUAUGUGUUUUGGCUGUCAGAAACCUGGUUUAGACUCUUUUCUUGGCAGAGUGAAUUUGCAUGUGGGGCUGGAAAGAACUCAAAUCUGUGUCACAGUUUCCAAGGGCAGGAUGGAUUUUUUUUUUCUUUUUUUUUUUAGAGGACAAUAAAUUUUUAUUUUUUUGCUAAGAAAUAUAUAUAUAUAUAUUAAA